UGGUUGCCUGGCCAGUCAGCCCUAGCUAUAAAGAACUGAAAGUUUUCAUAAAAUCUGUUGAGGUCACAAAGAAGCUGAAAACUUUCCCUUUCCAGUGAAUAUGAAAGUUUGCACGAUAGUUGGAUUCAUCUUUAUCACUGUGUCUGUUAGUCUACAUUCUCUCUCUUGCAGCGAGAAACUCCCAUCUUGAUUUUCAUUCCUUUGUUUAAUUGCUGGUCCCCUUUUUUGUCUAUACUCCCAAUCUCACUUGGUGGACGCAACGUUCGACUCAAUCUAAUUGCUUUUUGGCCGCCCCCCUCUGUUUUCGUUCCCCCCGGGAUUAUGCUGCAGUCUUCGGGCCUGUCGAUAACUGGAACUUAUUUCUUUCGGUCGUGCUGGGAAUUCCCACCUUGCCAUUCCCUAGCUGUGUAUUUCGUGAUAAUGGAGAAGACUUUUGGGCAUCUGCUGUUGUGCAAACUAAAAACCCACAAGACAGCCAACAAAACACUAACGCUAACGAUCCAUUCCAUCCAAUGGGACAACCAAUAGCAAUCUAAUUUCAUUUGGCUGCUCCGCCAAAUGAAUUUUUUUAUGUUGUAUUUGCCCAUCAACAGACGGUUGCACAACUAGUAAGCAUUUCAAUUUCUCUGAGUGAUUCUUCGUCACGGUUGCGUGUGCAUAACAAAACGACUUUCAAUAGUACAUGGGCCAUUCAGUUGUCGUCCUGUCAGUCAUGUAACACGGAAUUGAAUUCAACUCUUCAAGCCAGCGGCAGAAACCAGAAACCGUCAUUUUUAUUUUCUUUCUAUCUCUAUAACGUUGCGUCACACAAUGAAGGUCGUGGCCAUAAAACUCGUAUAUCUAUAGUAGUCCGGUUCUACAUUUUUUAUCCGCAGUUGGAAAUCGUUGUCUGUGCCCUUGAGAUCUCUGUGUGGGAGGGCAGCCAAAAUUGUAAACGUAAAUAUUCCGCUUGAUUUCUUUCCAUCUUUUUUAGGAUUCAGUUGGCAGCCGACACGGCUCGAUAAAGGACUGCUGGCGCUUUCAAUUUGAUGCAAUUGACAUUUGAAAAAUUGGCCAAGAAUAUUAUGGAACAGUGCAGCGACUACUACUACAACCCCUGAAGCUUAUUGAUUGCGAUUGAUUGGCCAGCCAUGUAAAUGACAGACACUAAGGAAACGACACAAACGCAGCGCAUAGGGACAGUGCACACUGGUGAUAACAACGCGAGCAGAGUUAAAGAAAGGUCGGCGAACGUCAAAACAUUUCCUCAAACUUUAGGCAAAUCAGCCGCGCCGGAUUGGAGUCGGAACUCGUUAACUUUUGGAAAAUCAGAAAGAUAGGAAUAACUUCCAAGAGAAAUGGCCAUUGAAGACUUUGAUGACAUUCUCCCCCACAUUGGCAGUUUCGGUCCGUUCCAGAAGAGGAUCCUCCUGCUGUCUCUACCAGUCAACUAUUUCCUGGCCGUCGUCUACAUGGCUCAGAUUUACCAGACUCUGACGCCGGAGCACUGGUGUUCCGUACCUGAACUGAGCCACCUGGAGCCGUCGGAGCGUCGCAAUUUGUCUAUUCCGCUGGAGACGCGUGACGGUGAGCUGGUCUACAGCCGAUGUCGCAUGUUUGAUGUCAACUUCACUCAAGAGGGAGCGACGGUGGACGUGACACAAGGACGUAAUUUGUCCUGGCCAACCAAGCCGUGCUCGGCCGUCGACGGAUGGGAUUACGACUUGAGUGGCGGAAUGUACCACACCAUCGUCUCCGAGAGUAAUUGGGUUUGCGAAGACGAUUGGCGAGCCAAUUUCGCCCAGGCCAUGUUCUUCGCCGGCGCCAUCGUCGGCAGUCUCCUCUUUGGUCUAUUGGCCGACUGGUAUGGCCGGCUGCCCGUCCUGGUGCUGAGCAACGUGCUGGCCUGCGUAGCGGGCGUGGCCACGGGAUUUUGCCGAGGAUUCGUCGAUUUCGUCGUCUGCCGCUUCCUCGUCGGAAUGGCCUACGAUCUCCAUUACAUGAUGAUGUACAUAAUCCUGAUGGAGUACGUCAGCCCGGAGAAGAGGACGAUAGUGGGCAACAUUCCGUUGGCCGUCUUCUUGACGCUGGGCGCCGGAAGCCUUCCGUGGAUCGCUUACGCCCUGGCGGAUUGGCGUCUCUUUUCCAUCGUCACAUCGGCACCCAUUGGUGCUAUCGUCGUGGCUUGGUGGCUGGUGCCCGAAUCCGCACGAUGGCUCGUUCUCAAGGGGAAAACUGAUAAGACGAUGGAAACACUCCGCAAAUGCGCCCGCAUCAACAACAAGACGGUCGAUCCAUCCGUUUACGAGGAAUUUCAAGCGGCCACCAAGAGGACUUACCAGCUGGAAAAGGACAAUCCCACCAAUUGGAUGGAUCUCUUCCGCUCGUCGAAAAUGCGCCAACGCUUUCUCAUCAUCACACUAACUUGGAUGGUGAUUACGGUUGUUUAUGACGGCUACGUCCGCUCUUUGGCCAUUUUACCUUACAGCGUUUUCAUCACCAACAGUGUGGCUGGAGCCCUGGAAUUGCCGGCUGAUCUGGUGCCGGUCGUCACGCUCGAUCGACUGGGCAGAAGAUGGACACUUAUGAUGGCCCUUGGCCUGGCCGGAUUGGCCGGCAUAGCCACCGGACUCGUUCCCCAGAGUUCGGCCAUGUUGAUGACCCUGCUGGCCAUGGCCAGCCGCUUCUUUAUCACCAUCGCCAUGAACACGGGCCUCCAGUACACGGUCGAGCUCAUUCCGACCCAGUUGCGCGGGCAAGGCACUGGCGUCGUCCACAUCACUGGGCAUGGCGCCACAUUCUUCGCUCCCUUCAUUCUCUAUCUGAGCACCUACUACAAGACCCUGCCCUACAUCGUCCUGGGAGCUCUGUCUGUUUUUGGUGGACUCGUCUGCCUUCUUCUACCCGAAACGGCCAACCAGAAUCUGCCCGAGUCGGUGGCCGACGCCGAACAUUUCGGAGCCGAUCAAUCCUUCUUCCAAAUGCCCUGCCUCUCCAAGCGGAGGGAGCGUCAACAAAGAUUGAACGACGUCGAGGACGUAGCUGUUGUCAAAAGAAGUUUGCCGUCGUUUGGUUCUGCUGCUGUGGGCGGUAGGAUCGCCAGCCCCGCUCGUCAAUACGUCAAGGACCUGUCAGAUCCAAUGUUUACGGGAAUCGGGAGCGCCAAACUCGACCGACAACAACAACAGCAAACUGUUCCCCGUAGACAGGAGGAGCAUCAACCGGCUGAUGGAUGGCAGAAUGAAGCUUUCGCUACCGACGAUAUUUCUUGGGAAAAGCUUCAAACCACUCGAUUGUGACUCCUCCUGUGAUUCUUCUUCCAGAUCCUGAAAGGAAUCGUCUGGGAUUUUUCUUCUUCUUCUUUCCUUUUUCCCUUUUUUCUUAUUUAGAAAACGAAAAAAAUUUAACGUCCACCAUUUUCAUCUCGACAUCCAUUUGUACUGCCAGUCCUUGCGGGAUUGACGACCUCCGUGUUGAUCCCGCCGCUGCAUUUCCCCCCAAAAAAGUUGGACAGGCGCAUAUAUAGAACCGACAAGGUUAAAAUGGUUGCUGCAACGAGAUUGUCCAAGUAUAAAACGAAUAAUGAUAGCACGAAAUUGCUCACACCGUAACUGGCACGUAGUACAUUCCCCAGUCACGUCUACUCACGCACAAUAGGGACGAUCCCUACACACACAGCACACACACCCUGGGUCUUCUUCUUUCCUUUUUAUUUUCGAAUGCCUAUCCGAAAAGAAUUCCGUAUAGCCGCCUGUCGCCAAAUUUAAAAAGUACAAAAGCGGAGCCAUUAUUGAAAUUUGAUUUGGAAUAAUGCCGAGCGUGCACGAGACUUUCUCUUUGGGAUUGUUAGGGGGGGAUCCUGCAUAAAACGACCUUAUAAGACACUGAACCUGCCGAGUGAAAUGCAACUGUGACAACCGCCCCAUAUGAAAUGUGUACAUACGUAUACGCACACUAACGUGCUCGAAUAAUUCGUUCAACUUGCGCGCUGUGUUGUAUCGCUAGCAGCGCUCAGUCGAUUUCAAAUGUAAUAUUCACGCAGGGUUGACAAAUUCUUGUUUACGGCAUACGGCUGUCUGUUUUUCCUUUUUCUUGCUCAUCAUUUGUAUAAUCAUCUUCCUUUCUUGACUAUCUGAUCGGUGACAUAAGUGCAAUAUUCUUUUAAGACGCUCCCAGUCUUGUCUCAAUUGUUAAUGCAGUUAUCUGCGAUUGUGUGAAAUCGUGUGGAACGAAACGAAAUACGAGGUUGACAAAUAAACUAAAUAAUGUGAA
Molecule: messenger RNA, 4251 nt
Organism: Daphnia pulicaria
Lineage: Eukaryota; Metazoa; Arthropoda; Branchiopoda; Diplostraca; Daphniidae
Product: solute carrier family 22 member 5-like
Exons: 12
Coding region: 1338-3278 (646 amino acids)
Biological process (GO): transmembrane transport
Cellular component (GO): membrane
Molecular function (GO): transmembrane transporter activity
Source: RefSeq, a predicted model, not a curated record